Messenger RNA from Striga hermonthica, 883 nucleotides. Lineage: Eukaryota; Viridiplantae; Streptophyta; Magnoliopsida; Lamiales; Orobanchaceae. The record is from the annotation of a GenBank genome assembly.
CCAGCAGCGAUCCGACCUAACGCCGCCGACCUCGGGACGUUCAAGUCCCAUCCCCCGAGUUAAUACCAACCGAGACACACCGACGUCUUCCCCAAGGCAGGCCAAGCCAUACGCGCGAAGGGCCUACAAUUCCGGGAAACAGGUGAUGACCUCGGAUCUCAGAGAAACAAUCAAUGCCCGCACCUGCCCAAUCACCUUCACACUGAAGGACGCGAGUUUAUUUGACCAUCCGCACUCGGACGCACUUAUAAUUACGGCCCCCAUCUGCGGCAUUCCCGUCCAUCGGAUCAUGGUGGAUACUGGGGCCUACACGAGCAUCCUCAUGCUCAAGGCGUUCAACAAGCUCGGGAUAGACCCUGCCAAAGUCUGCCCUUGCAAUGACCGUGUCCACGAUUUCAACGGGAGCGUGGCGCUCCCACUAGGUGAAAUCACACUCCCCAUCAGGUUCGGAGGAAACGGGCAGACAUCCAAAGUCAUCAUGGAAACUUUCAAGGUGAUGGAUCUCGACAAUGAAUACAACGCGAUCAUUGGGAGGACGGCGUUGUACAAACUCCGAGCUGUAGUUUCAAUUUUCCAUUAUACGAUAAAAUUCCCGACGGCGGACGGAGAAGGGACCCAUUAUGGGGAACAAAGAGAGGCCAGGGAGCUGUUCCUGGAGAUACCUUCACGAGAUAUUCAUAUGGUAGAAAAAGCCAGCGCCGAGGUAGGCGAUAAUCAAGGUCCUGGGGAAGAUGAACGACCACCAGCUGUAGAUGAAGAAGACAAAACCCGGGAUCGGGGGAGGCGACCUGGGAAAGAACCUGCCAAAGAAGACGACAUCCUCGAUCCCCGAGAUCAGUUCAAGGAGAAGAAGUCGAUGAACCGAGCUGAGCCUUCGGAGGAG